UCCCGCCCCCGUAUGCUCUCGGUCCCUCCCUGGGAACAGGCGCUGCCCACCCAAGGAGGCGACCGGCGCUCCUGCCCCGCUGCCGCUCGCACACACACACACACACACACACACACACACACACACACACAUAUACCCGUGCGUGCGCCUCUGGCUCCGCACUGGAGUCAGUGCUGGUGCGUGCAGGUUGCUCAGACCUGAAAUCUAAGGGAAAAGCUCAGCGUUUGCGUCGCUGCUCCUGCCGCCGGUGGUGGUAGCGGUGAAGAGAAGAGGGGCUUGUGUGAUUUUGUUUCUUUUUCUUUUUUUUAUUCCCCCCCAUUGAAUUCAAUGGAUCUGAACUUGGAGCUUUUGGACCUCGGUGGUUUUGGAAUAUCUACAUGCUGAUCCUUUUUAUUGUGACACAUCAAGUUGUGUGGGGAAACCAUCCGAAGACAGCAAGAUGUUUCUCGUUCUCUUGUACUUCGCUUUGCCCUUAGUAGAUGUACUUUUGUGUGCAGAAGUGAGCGGGCUGCCUGGAGGGGACCGCCUCGACUGCGUGAAAGCCAGCGAUCAGUGUCUGAAGGAGCAGAGCUGUAGUACUAAAUACAGGACACUGAGGCAGUGUGUAGCCGGCAAAGAGAGCAACUUCAGCCGGGCCACGGGCCUGGAGGCGAAGGACGAAUGCAGAAGCGCCAUGGAAGCUCUCAAGCAGAAAUCCCUGUACAACUGUCGCUGUAAGAGGGGCAUGAAGAAGGAGAAAAACUGCCUGCGCAUUUACUGGAGCAUGUACCAGAGCUUGCAGGGAAAUGACUUGCUUGAAGAUUCCCCUUACGAGCCAGUUAACAGCAGACUAUCAGACAUAUUCAGGCUAGCACCAAUUGUAUCAGUGGAGCCAGUACUUUCAAAGGGGAACAAUUGCUUGGAUGCAGCAAAAGCUUGCAACCUAAAUGAUACCUGCAAGAGGUUCAGAUCUGCUUACAUAACCCCCUGCACCAGCAGCACGUCUAAUGAAAUCUGUAACAAGCGGAAGUGUCAUAAGGCCCUCCGGCUAUUUUUUGACAAAGUCCCCCCAAAGCACAGCUAUGGGAUGCUCUUCUGCUCCUGUCGAGACGUAGCCUGUACAGAAAGGAGACGGCAGACUAUUGUUCCUGUGUGUUCAUAUGAGGACAGGGAGAAACCAAACUGCCUGAAUUUACAAGAAUCCUGCAAGAAGAAUUACAUCUGCAGAUCUCGCCUUGCAGAUUUCUUCACAAACUGCCAGCCUGAGUCACGGUCUGUUAGCAGCUGUCUGAAGGAGAACUAUGCUGACUGCCUGCUCGCUUACUCGGGGCUUAUUGGCACCGUGAUGACACCAAACUACAUAGACUCAAACAGUCUCAGUGUUGCCCCGUGGUGCGACUGCAGCAACAGUGGUAAUGACAGAGAUGAAUGCGAGAAGUUCCUGAAUUUCUUCCAGGACAACAUAUGCCUUAAAAAUGCAAUUCAGGCCUUCGGCAACGGUACUGAUGUGAAUGUCUGGCAGCCAAUCUUACCAGUACAGACCACUACAGCCACAACUACAACAGCUUCCAGACUUAAAAACACAGGUUCAGAGACCACCAACAAUGAAAUACCCUCCCACAAUGAUUCACCAGCAUGUGCAAACCUGCAGGCACAGAAGAAGCGAAAAUCCAAUGAAUCUGUAGAUACAGAGCUCUGUCUUAAUGAGAAUGCUAUUGGGAAGGACAACACAGCAGGAGUCUCCACCAGUCACAUAUCUGCAGAGAAUUCACUCGCUCUUCCUACAAGCUUCUAUCUAAGCACACAGCUCACCCUGAUGACACUUGCACUCUCACUCUGUUUGUCCCUAAGCUCAUCAGUCGUCUUGUAGCUGCAUUACGUUACAAAAGGACGUGUAAAAAAAAAAAAAUCUGUUUGCUGUCCUCUGUUGUUUAUCUGGAAUUCCAGGUCUGGGAGCUAAGCUGAGGCAAACCUGUUAGAACAGUCUCAGUCAGCUGGAAUUUUACUUUUUUUUCUCUAAAAAAAGCUUCUUGUGAUAUUUAGAGGCUUUGUGAAAUACUUGGUGCAGUGCUACAUUCCAAACCCAAAAGGCUUUUGGGCAUGCAGUGUUUUAAAGAGACAGUGUGUAAAUUUGCCUGUAAAGCGACCUGGUUGGAUUAUUUUAAUAAUUAUUGUUUUAAUUCUGGCUUUUAUCUGAGAAGGAAGAUGGCAGUUUUCUUAAGAUCUUGUUUAUCUCAUUGAAUGGUUUUGGUUUUCAAAGUGGUUGAACUUCAGACUAUCAAGGAUGCCAGGCUUUUGUCUAAUGGUGAAUGUUCUCCCAGAGAGUGGACUUUAUGAAACUUCUUCAUUUGAUAAAUCGCUACUGAUGUUAAACUCUUUCAGUGUGUUAGCAUUUUCCUCUUUAAAUGUUUACGUACUGUAAGUGAUUCUGCGUUCCCUGCUGAGAAGCCAUUAUAAUUCACAUACAGGUAUAAUGUAUGUCUUUCAGUUAAAUUCUCAUAAAAAUAGAGUGUGGCGUAGAACCUUCUAACAGUACAUUUAUCUUUUAAUUAUAAUCAUCUAGCCUUAACAAGAGUGAAGAUUCUUUAAAUUAGCAAGAAGCAGCCAUUGUGAAAGCUUGAUAAAGAUACAUUUCUUUAAAUAUGAGGAACAAUUUUGCUACAGGGUUUCAGCUGUACAGUCUAUGGUCUUCUAUGCUUCCAUUGUGAUAAUAUAGUCCAGUUAUUAUACUGUUUGUUUAAUAAAAAAAUGGCAUACAAUUUAUUUGCUCUACUAAAACAUCGUUAUCUGUUUAUACAUACUUGAUAAUGUCAGAUCAAAAAGUUACAGGAACUUCAUGCCUUACUUCUCUUAUCAAAACAUUGUAGAGGGACAAGAGGUAGUAGGAUAUUUUUAAAAUUGUGGUUUAUUUCUUACACUGCUAAAAUCAACACAAAAAAUGGUUGACCCAGUUACAAGGCAGCGCCAUGCACACACACCCAUGUGACACGAUUUUCUCACUGUGGUAGUUCCUACUACAGACCUUGGCAUUGCUGACAUGAUGAACUGUUUGCAAGACCAGUCCCAUAAAUUAAUUUGGUGGUUUGGAUGGCAAUAUUGCCAAUAUACAUGGUUUAAUCUCUUGGUUCUAACUCAGUGACACUGGCAGCCUGUGCUGGCUCAUGAUGAUUUCCUGCAGUAUCGAGAAGGAGUUCUUUAAAGCUUUAAAUGUCAGGAAAUAGUCAGCAUUUCUCCUAAGGGCUGUCUUUAUACCUUACUGUGAUGGCUUGUUGACUGUUACAAGCAGUUAUGUCUAAGUGAUCAGCAGUAAUCAGUUUUUGUUUCUAUUGGAAGUAGAAGAUAACUUCUCAAGCAAGGAGUUCAUCAUGUUGAAUGUACGGAUUUACGUUGAGACUUACACAGUUAUGGCCUGUCCUGCUCUGAAAUGUCCAGAUCACUUAUUUGCAAUACAACUAUAAAGUACAAAUUACUGUUUUAUAAACUGCAUUGAAGUUUUGGAGUGUGCAAAAUACACAUCUUACUAAGAGAUUAUUAAACUUAUUGUCAAGUUCAUCUUUUGAGAUUUUUUUCUUAGCUAAUAAUAAACACUUUCAUAAAUUUUGAAAUUCAUUUAUGUACUUUUGAUUAUGGUCACGUAAUAUACAUCUCAAAGCGAUGUGUAUGGGAUAGAAUUCUACGAUACUCUGUGUCACUGAACAUAAAAAAUUAGACAAUAUUACUCUUUAAUUCUGUGUUGGUAAGAAACUGCAAAUUACUUUCAAAGGGAACAGAGCUGCUUUCAGAGAAGAGAUAUAUAGCCCAUCAUUACCAGCAAAGCCCAUGUGGUUCCUGUUGCUCUUCUUGUAGAAGAGAAUGAAAUUAUUGAAAACUAGUGGUAGCAGAAAAAAGAUUACGAGAGUCAUGAUUUAAAAAAUGAAUCAAAUUCGUUUAUGUCAAAAGGAGUUGAUAGUAUAAUCUAUUGAAAUACUAAUGAACAUUGUAUUAGAAUUCAAAAGUCUGACAUUAUCCAAUUAAAAAUAUUUUCAAAACCAAUUCAUAAACAUUACAAUUACUAAAUCCAUCUUUGAUUCCCAAAGCUUUCUUUAAAAUAUGGUUUGUAUUCAGCACAUUAAACAUUUUAGGCAGCAUCGGGAAUUUUAAUAAUCUCCCAGUAUAGUAUAUAUUUUCUGUAGAUUUUUACGUUUGGUUUGAUUGCAAUGUCUCUGUUAUAUUUAAUACGAAUUAUUAGAGUUCUGGCACUGUGUGAUCCAGAAUAAAAGCUGUUGAUCACUUAUACUGUAAAUAACAACUUAUUAGUUUCUUAUUACAAAAGAAACUGCUAACUAUCUGAGUCAACGAGAAUUACCUUUGGAAAUACCAUUCAUACGUAUUAGAGGAAAAAAUGGUGUUUUAUAUGGGUAGCCAUGUUACCACAAAAAAAGCCCAACAGAACACCGAAGCUUUUUCUCCUGUAAAUUAAAAGCAUACUGAAUUCUUAAAAAAAAA
Messenger RNA from Neopelma chrysocephalum (saffron-crested tyrant-manakin), 4464 nucleotides. RefSeq names its product GDNF family receptor alpha 1 (gene GFRA1). Bases 440 to 1849 code for a protein of 469 amino acids. The record is from RefSeq and is a predicted model, not a curated record. Gene Ontology annotation, cellular component: external side of plasma membrane; signaling receptor complex. Gene Ontology annotation, molecular function: signaling receptor activity. Gene Ontology annotation, biological process: nervous system development. Lineage: Eukaryota; Metazoa; Chordata; Aves; Passeriformes; Pipridae. The transcript has 9 exons.